AUGAGGUCGCGGAAGUCGCGAAGUCCGAAUCGAUCAAAGCUGGGAAAAUCAAGUAGCCUUCCGAACGUGACGAAGGCAUAUGUGGCGCCUUUGCAGCUGUGUUCUGUGGACCUCCAUGCACGUAGUUUCUCCAUCAAGGACAUCAAGAAGGGUGCGGUCGCUGGCAGAGGGAGCCAGAGGCUGCCCUUCAUGGCCUUCGAGCGAGGUGUGGAGUGGGAGCGACCGGGAGCCAAAGCAACGCUACCUCCCCCCAAGCUGCCCUCACUGAAUCGAAUUGUGUCCUCCAUCAAGAGCAUGAAUUUCUCAGACCAAAGCCUGUCGGUAAUGAGCAGCGGGAGUCUGCGCUCGAAUCCGGCAUUCGGUGGCUCUGGGCCUUACCGAGGAGGCCCACGGCUGCCUGUGAAGCAUAGCAAGAGAAGGUUGCAGAAUCUGUUGAAGCCUCUUCCAAGACGCGGCAAGUCCCCGCGGCCAAACUCCUCGAAGACGAGGAAGCGGGCUGGAUGGGCAGGCUUAGAAACCCACGAGUUCCGAGUAGACACUUCAGACCUUCUCGACGACGAGCCCGAGGUGCCAAAGGAGACCGAGAGUUCACAUGAAACAAGCUCCAGGUCCAGCGACUCUGACUCCUCAUCUCUGACAUCAGACUCUUCAAGCGAUUCCUCGAGCGAUCUUGGUGAUGACAGCGAUGACGAAGAAGCUCGGCGGCUGUCUCUGAAUAAGCGGGGGUCAGGACUCACUCGUCGGAUGUCGGCAUUCGCAAUGAUGCUUCCCUUGCUUGACUCGAACAAUCAGCCUGUUCGCCGAUCUUCAGUGGCAGAGGCCUUUCUCCAAAACUUGGAAACCGAUGCAGACGAGGACAAUGCUGAAGAACUGGACUUUCCUUGGAGUGAUGAAGAGUGCCGCAGCGUCUUUAUCAAGUUUGACACAGACACAGAUGGAGAGGUGGCCACGGAAGAGUUGGAACUGAUGCUGAAAUACAUGGGCUGUAUCCUCAGACCAGGGGAGAUUGAGAAGCUCGUGAAAGAUAUGUUCAGCUACGCCACGGUCAGUUGGGAGGAGUGGAUGCAAUUUUUGGAAAGAUAUCGAGAGGUGGACGUGGAGUACUUGAGGGCAGAAUUUGGGGCCGCGGAUUCGGACGGGAACGGCGUCCUAGACAUCUCCGAACUGCGAGCACUUCUUAACAAGUUGGGCUACAUCACGGAGGCACACACCGUGCAAGAGGCUAUGGACACGAUUGGCUGCGGGGCCUCCGGGACCGUCAGCCUCCGCAAGUUCGAGAGAUUGCGGGAGCAUUUGCGGUGUACCGAAGGCUUGGCCAAGGAUGAUGUCACCGAGCUACGUGUGGUCUACGACCGCAUGGCAAAAACAGCUAAGGCCCAAAACAGAUCGCGGCGGGUGGACAUCGGUGCUGGGAGCCAGAGCGACAUCGCAAAGAAGCUCAUAGCGGAGACACAAGAAAUGCCCGUGGAGGAUGUGUCCCGCCUUGUCGAGUACUUGGGGUACAGCAUCGGCAGAGACAAGCUUGAGGCCAUUGCCAAGGAGGUAGAUAACGAUGACAGCGGCUACAUCAGCUUCCAGGAGUUGCUGAAGCUGAUUCGCCGGGUCAGGGAUGCAGAGAGGGAAGCAAUAGCCUCUGUCUAUGAACUUCUGGCCGAAGAUGGCCAAAUGCUGUCACUGCAAGAUCUGCCACGUGCACUUGUGGAACUGAGGUAUUUUGCAACAGACGACCUCAUCUUUAGCAUUCUUGAUGAGCAGUACCCGCUGGACAACCACACGCACAUGAGUCAGGAUCAUAUAGCGUCCUUCCUCCGCGAGUUCCGCGAGAAGGAAGGCCUUACACAGCAAGAAACAGCAGACAUCCGCGAGGCAUUUGACCAUCAGUGCAAGGUGACAUCACAACGGAAGUUCGUGCAGCAACUUGAAGAUCCAAGCGUGACUAGCCCAAAGGGCUCUGCACCUCCAAAAGAAGGAGCAACAAAGCUCCGACCUGGAACCCAGAAAGUUAGCAUGCUGAGUCCAGUAGCUUCUCCCAAGGCUGCUUCUCCGCGGCCGAACAGUCCUUUCAACUUCGAAAGCGCACUCAUCGAACAGGCGCUCGACCCGCUGCAAGCGAGCCGGGUGAUGCGAUGGUUCAGCUUCGUGAAGCCUUGGCAGGAGGUGAAAGAGCUGGUUGAGCAGUUUGAUCUAGAUGGCACUGGCAAGCUCGAAUUCGAGGGGUGGCUUGGUCAAGAAAAGCCGGGGCUCAUCUAUUUCAGGGUGAUGUAUGCGGGUUUCUUCCUGGUGACUUGGCUUGACAUAGAGUUAGAGCAGUGCCUUGAGGUAGUGCGGGAAGAGCGCGAGAAGCAGUGGAACGUCUUUGUCAUGCUAGAUAACAGAGGCAACGGCCAUGCCGGGGGCCAAGCGAGGGCAGUGCCUGUCUCAAAGCUGCCGUAUGCCCUCUCGAAGCUUGGCAGCAGCUCUCCGAAGCUCUACGACGACACUAGCAACGGCAUGACAAAGAAGGGGGAGCAAGCUGCACGCAUGGCUGGCUUCUCCCUCUUAGACACGAAGAAUGCUGUGUCACGAUCCGCUUUCGAGCUUUUCUGUAGAAACUUCCGCAAGUUGCUGAUCCAUGAGAUCCGGCUGAACGCGUGCUACAAUUCAAGCGAGGUGGUGGCGCUGCGUGACUGCUUCAAUCGGUUUGACAAGGACAAGAGUGGCACUGUGGAAAACAGAGAGCUUGCAAAGAUCAUUGCCGAGUACUUCCCUGAGGCUACGAAGUCCAAGGAAGGCCGCGCAGAGGUGCAGAUCAUCCUGAAGGAUGUGGAUCAGGACGGCAGUGGCCGGCUGGAGUUCAGAACCCUUCUGGUCCUGAUGCGCAGAUGUGAUGACAUCCGGGAUGAGAAGGAUCUGCACAUGGAGCUGCAGGUCAUUGAGGACCUGGGCUUGGACUUUGAAGAAGUGGAGGGCUUCAGGCAGAUUUUCGACCUGCACUCGAAUUGGGUAAAGGAGCUCACCUUCGAAUCCCUCCUCGGCAUCAUCAGCCGCAUCGCUGACAUGAGUGAGGAUGACGUUAGCCAUUUGAGUGCCAUGGUGAGGGAGGUGCACCCAGAGCGCCGGCUUCUGCUCAGAUUUCCUCAUUUUUUGCAAGUGAUGCGCCGCCUCACGGACGAGAACACUGGCAACAUCAACCAUGCAUGCUCGCGGGUUCUCAAGAAGCAGCCGCUUUGCGAAGAAUUUCGGUUUGGGUCGAAGGACGGUCAAUCCGAACGAUUCACUCGCCUCUUGCUAACGAACCCAUGGGAGCUGCGCAAGAAGGAAGAAGCAUUGGAAACCCUGGAGGCGCAGGAUGAGGUGCAAUUCGAAAGGCGCAGAAGCUCGGGCAAUGAGGCAACUGCGGAGCCAGUAGAGUUCCACAGCAUGGCUGAUGAGGCCAGCCUCCGGCCCAGAACAAGCUCCUCCAGUGCGGGGCCAGAGACGCUCCAAGAUCCAGAGUUGAGUAAAGUGCGUCCGGCUGUGGUGUCCCAUGUGUCGGACGAGACUUCGGUGGUCCCCAUGCCUGCUGACGAACAGGAGGAUGAGGAUGUGGAGGCGGACGAGAUGUGGGACAUGGAUUGGACUGCUGUCACUGGCCGCACCGCCACAGGUAGCGCUGCCGCAUCCUCUUUGUCUUACGAGCCACCUUCCAGAGGUGUUGGACCUCAUGACGCAGAGCAUCAGAUGCUGCAGCAGAAGAUGGAGGAGAAGCGUUUGCUCGCUGAAUUCCACAGCGGGGAGGACCAUAUGUCCCUGGAGCGGCCAGGCUUUGACAAAGGGCCCUGGCCUGGGGUCCACCCUGACAUUGCAGCAAAGUUGGAGGCCAGGAAGCAAGCAAUGGACCACACGGAGCAGGUUCCGCAGCCCCCAAGUACUGACGCUGAACUCUGA
Messenger RNA from Symbiodinium pilosum, 3906 nucleotides. The record is from the annotation of a GenBank genome assembly. NCBI's taxonomy places the organism in Eukaryota, Dinophyceae, Suessiales, Symbiodiniaceae.